This is a messenger RNA of Prorocentrum cordatum, 211 nucleotides long. Lineage: Eukaryota; Dinophyceae; Prorocentrales; Prorocentraceae. The record is from the annotation of a GenBank genome assembly.
GCGCGCCGGGGGCGGCGCACGGCGCACCGGGGCCCGGGCCCGCCGACGCGACGCAGGAGGCCGACUACCUGCUGAGGGCCCUUCGGUCCCUGUACCAGGACGGCUUGGAGCCCUCCGACCACCACGUGUCCCGCCGCCUGGAGGAGACCAUCGGGGAGCGGUGGGACUACCCGAAGAUCCGGCUCGUGGCGCGUUCCAUCCCGGGCGUCAG